AUGGACAAUGCAGAGACGCAAGCAAUGGACACGCAAGGAGCCAACUUGAUGAAUGCUCGCGAAGCAGAGGUUGCCGCAGCCGGCAUGGGGGACCCGCCCACGGCUCCGGAGGAGCGGGACGAUCUGGAGACACAGCUCGAAGCUGAGCUCGAGGAAUUCUUCGAGAAGAACGAAGACGAUGAAUAUGCCCGGCAGCUUUUGCAGCACGCCAAGAAGGAGCCCUCGGCAUCGAUUUCGGAUGGAGGAGCCCUCGGCAUCGAUUUCGCAUGGAGGCCAGAAGGAGCCCUCGGCAUCGAUUUGGGAUGGAGGAGCCCGUGGCAUCGAGUUCUGAUGGAGGCCAGCGCGGCCGAGCUGCAAAGGCCGGAUCCUCUGGAGACCCGCCGGGCUGCUGAGAGUGCGGAGGAGCCGAAAGAAGGGCAAAAUGCAGUGGACAUGGACAAUACAGGGAAGCCGGGAAGUGCAACGGAGGCCUCGCCGAUGUUGACGGCGUAUCGCUUAUUUUGUGGAGCGGCGAGGCGAGACGGGUAUGGCUUUUCGGCUGCCUCUGAGCUGUGGAAGGACAUGCACAUGGAAUACCUCGACCUCUGUGAGAUGUUUUCCGGAAAAGGUGCUGUGACAGCCGAAGGUCGCAAGUGCGGGCUCAUCUGUGGAAGAUUGGACAUUGAUAUCGGCGAGAAUAUGGACUUGUCGACUGCUCUGCUGUGGUAUGUGGCAUCCGCUAUGUCGAUUUAUAUCAUGCUGGAACAGCCACAACAUGGUGAGACAAGCCUGUUCAAGAUGCCACGCUUCCAGGAGUUGGCGACCAUAUUCACGGAUGGUGAAACCACACGUGUGUUAUCGACCGGAAAGAAGGACGCCCUCCGGAACACGCAGACCUACACGAAAACCUUCGCCGAGGCUGUCAUCGAUUCUUAUCGGGCAUUGCCAAAAAUAUCUGCCGAGAGAUGUUUCGGACAACUUUCCGCCGAGGAGGAGGAGCAGAACAUCCAGCUACUGUUCGCUGAACCAAUAGAAGAUUUUUGGGAGGAGGCUGGCAUACCCGAGUUCAUUGUGUGGAUGAAGGGCAGUCGUCAUUUGCGAUUGCCGCCCAGCUGGCCGGCGGACUGGUGA
Molecule: messenger RNA, 1110 nt
Organism: Symbiodinium sp. CCMP2456
Lineage: Eukaryota; Dinophyceae; Suessiales; Symbiodiniaceae
Source: the annotation of a GenBank genome assembly